AUGGGCGACGAACGGUUCCUGGCCUGGAUGCAGCAGGGCUGCAGCAGCCAAGCUGGGGUUUCUAGCUUCUACCCAAAACUUUUGGCCAUCCGUGCACGCAGUGGCAAGUGCCGUCUCCCAGCUCGCUAUUGGCGAGAAGCCGACGCUUCGCUCUCCCGUCUCUUCCCUUCCCGAACCCGUGCUCCACACCAUCUCUCUCGGUGCCAAAUCGGCAUGCUCUCCCGCCAAAUUGCUUCCCCCGCGCCAGAUUGGUUGUUUGCGCGCCAAAUCGAACGAUUUAAGCCUCAAUUCCUCCCCAAUCGACCUCUCUCCCAAACCCUAGACACCACACCGACCGGCCGCCGCCGUUGCCUGUGCGAGAUGAGUAAGAAAUCCAAGAGAACCUCUGCGCCGGCACCUAUGGAGAUUCCCCGGCCGGUGGUUCAGCCUGUUGGAUCCCCGGGCACUCGGCCCGUUCAACCAGCAUCCAUCCCUUCCAUGUUCGGACCCGGCAUGUGGUGUCCGCCUCGCCCGCCGCAGUGUUUGCCUCCUUCAUCCGCACCAUACUGGUUCGGUGGCGGCAUACAGCAACCAGGCGUGGCAAGUUCGUCAGCUCAUCAACCAGGCAUGGCUGGUUCGUCAACUCAAGGGGCUUGGUGGACACCUGCUGUUUCUGGUAUUGGUGGCUCAAGGCAUUCUUGGCCUACGGCUGACAGUCAAGAAGACUCUGAUGUGCUAGUAUGGGGAUUAGAUUCUCACCCUCCUGGUGGUUUUGUUAAUAUGUUGAAGAGCACACCACAAGUUGCAAGCAAUAGGACUGCAUCACAGGCAAUCCAUAUUGACAGUGACAACAAUGAUGCUGAUCACAGUAGGUCUGAAAAGCGCUUGACAUGGACAAAAGAGGAGGAUCUUAAAUUGGUUAGUGCUUGGCUGAUGAAUUCAAAUGAUCCCAUCCAAGCCAAUUAUAAGAAGAAUGAUCAGUACUGGAAUGGUGUUGCUGAAGGUUUUAACAGAACCGUCCCAAAAAAUCGAGUCAGAUCAGCUAAGCAAGUAAAGGAUCAUUGGUGGAGAAUUAAGCUAAGGGUUGGUUGGUUUUGUGGUAACCGGAAGGAGGCUGAUUCUAUGUGGGGUAGUGGUGAAAUAGAAGAUGAUGUAAUGAAGAAGGCACUGGCAAGUUAUGAAGAAGAUCACAAAAAAGAUGGUCCAUUUGCGUAUAGGCAUUGUUGGGAAGUUCUUUCCAAGGAACCAAAAUGGGAAGCCUAUUUGGAACGCCUUAAAGAUCUAGAGCCAGAGAAGAGAAAGUUUAGUGUUGAUGAGAAAGUGGAGCAGCAGUUCUCUCUGGAUGAUGUUAGAGAUGAACGACCAAUGGGGGCAGGAAAGCUAAAGAGCUGCGCAAGAAAAAGAAAAAGACCAGCCUUCUAUAAUAGAUAUCGAAGAUGA
Miscanthus lutarioriparius is the source of this 1419-nucleotide messenger RNA. The record is from the annotation of a GenBank genome assembly. Lineage: Eukaryota; Viridiplantae; Streptophyta; Magnoliopsida; Poales; Poaceae.